AUGGACUAGUGGCCGAGACGGAUGGGCGUUGUGGUCCAAAACACAGUUGGUGGAGGCCAAGGCAGAUGAAGAGCUAAGUCUGCCCAAGUAUAAGGCUAGUCGUGCCUUCCAGCUGGGGCUGCGUGUGGCAUGAUGUCGGAUGAAGGACUUGCCACAAAAUUAGUUUCUGGUUUCUUUUUUAACAGCAUGUUUUUACUGUUUAAAAUGUAGGCUUGACAAUGGAGCGGUGCCUGCUGAAAUCGCAGAAGCCACCCGAGAAAUGGCUGCAUAACCUCAAGAGCGCGGCGCCUGGAAACGGAGCCGCCCUGGCGGGACGCGGAGGAGGAAGGCCCGACAGGCGCCGGGGCGAGGAGCCGCCGCUUCCGCCAGCUGACCGGCCCGAGGGGCAAGGCCGGCCUCCCGCCCGCCGCCGCCGCCUCUUCCGCGUCGCCGCCCGAGGAGGAGGAGGAGGAGGGCCGCCGGCCGCGGAGCUCGGGCCAGAGGAGCUGCGGGGCCGCGGCCUGGUGAGGGGCCCCGGGGCAGAGCCUGCCGCGGCGAGGGGAGAGGCGCCGGAGGCCCCGGUAACUGUAGCAAUGUCCAAGAAGCCAUUAAACUGCCUUGCUGAUAAUGGGCAGUGUAGCAAGACUGAGGUGGAAAAUGGGCACCCAAUUGUGCCGCCUGCCCCACUCGGCACAUCCACGGUUGAGGAGAUGGUCCAGCAGAUGAAAGAGCUCAUUACCGAGAACAAUGAGCUGAAAGAAGCCAUGAGGCAGCGUAAUCAAGCUAUGAAGGAUCGCUUUGAGGAGCUUUCCACAUGGAGAGAAAAGCUGAAAGAAGAGCGGGAGUUCUAUGAAACUAAAUUCAAGGAAGCCAGGCAGUGCUUGGCAACCAAAUGUGUAGAGAAUGAAGCCCUGAAAGAGCAACUCCAGACUCUGGAAGAGAGAGAGGAAGGGUCCACAAAGGGAUGCACGGUUUCCAAAAAGGAGAUGGCCCAGGAGCUGGAGCAGCUGAGGAUGCAAGUGGUGAAGCUGCAGGCUGAGAAGGCCGAUCUGGUUGCCAUCAUUUCAGAGCUGCAGCUUAAACUCAACAUUGGAACUGACGACUCAUUUGUGGAGAUCAGGAUGCACGAAGGAGAAUUAAACGGAGGUGUGAAAGAAAUUCAGGACCUUCGUGGCAAAACAACGAGGGAUGCAGCUGCCUAUGUAAGCAGAUCUCUGGAUGAAGCAAAAAAAAAGUUGGAAACCGAAGAGUUGACUGUCAGCCAGCUUCUUCAUUCCCUCCGGAGCGAGACCCAGAAGAGAGAAGCCUUGGAAAAGGAGCUCCAGCAGCAGAAGGAAAGACUUUUGUUAGAAAAUAAAACUGCAGAGAAAGGCACUCAGAUGGAACCUGAGGAGGAGGAAGUAAAAGAGAGAGCAGAAAGCGUGGGUGAUGAAGUAGAGAGACUAAACCUACAAGUGUCUGCCCUGUUCAGAGAACUUCAGGAGACACAUGCUAAAUUAAAAGAUGCUGAGAUAAUCCAGAAGAAGCUGCAAGAGAAGUGCCAGGCUCUUGAGGGACAGCAACAUGGUGAAAGUGCUGGAGACCUGGAUGAGAAGCAGCAGCUGCUGUACACCAUUAAGAAGCUGGAGCUUCAAGUGGAGAGCAUGCAGUCAGAAAUCAAGUUGGAGGAAGCCAGAGCAAACGAAGAGCAACAGAAAUUUAACACAUUGCAGGAUGCUUAUAGCAAGCUUGUACCUGAACUGACCAAAGCAAAGCAGACAGUUGAAGAACUAAAAGACAAAGAGGCUGAAAGGCUCAAUAAGGCUACAGCUGAGGAACUUAUUCACAGACUGGAUAUGGCAGAGGAAGCCCUAGCUGCAAAACAGUUCCAGAUAGAUGAAAUGAAGCAGACCAUUGCCAGGCAGGAGGAAGAACUGGAAACCGUGGCUAUCCUCCGAGCUCAGAUGGAGCUCUAUUGUUCUGACUUCCACGCUGAACGAGCAGCACGGGAGAAGAUCCACGAGGAAAAGGAGCAAUUGGCUGCCCAGCUAGCGUACUUGCUGACAGAGAAGCAAGACCAUGAAGAUCUCGGAAGGAAUAUGCUGGCAGAAAUGCAAACUCGGCACAGACUCCCAUCAGAUCAAGGCCAGUCUCACUUUUCUCAAGGAGGAACAGAAGAUCGGGUUUGGCAGCAGCAACAAAGGAGUGUCCAAAUACAUUCUUGUCCGAAGUGUGGAAUGAUUCUUCCUGAUAUGGACACACUUCAGAUUCAUGUCAUGGACUGUAUCAUCUAAGCACUGGCCUCAACAAUUUUCAAAGAUGAGAAAUGCACUUUUUAAACAGAAUAUGUCCUUAGCAAAGAGCCUGAUUUUUGAAAUUUAAUAGUCUUUUUUCUAUUUAUUUCAAGAGGAAUUUUUAGGUUUUCAUUUUAUGUCUUGUGGGGGAAAUGGUUUCCCCCUUUAAAAAGCCAGUUAGCCUCUUUUUUUCUAAGCUGGCUAAAGCUGAGGAUGCCAACACCGUAAUGAUUAUUUGAACUAAAAUAUUUAUAAGAGGUAGAAUAUAAACUCCUUUGGGUAGUUUUAUUGUUUGAGAAUCGAAAGGAUGUGCAUUUAUGUAUGGGUGUGAACAUGUGUGUGUGCCCAUUUUAGCAGUCUUCUGGGCAUCUGUAAGUGCAGCUGAGCCUAUGCAGCUGUUUGUCUGCCUGCAUGAGCUCAGGUGCUUCAUGAGAGUCCAUGUUCUCUGCCUAUACAUAUCUGUGCUUACAUACAUACAGAAUGUGGAUGAAAGUGAUGGGUUUUUCUUCUCACAGUUGGGAAGAAAGAUGGGUCUAGAGAACUUGGUUCUUGAGUUCAGAGGCUAUGAAGGCCCCAUUUAUAAAACUCAUGCUCGCUACAUGCUCAAAUGUGGCUGUUCUUGGUUUGGCCCCAGGCAGCACAUGCCCAGCACUUUUCAAGAGGAUAAAGGCGAUGGCCUGCGUAGCUUUGGAAUGGAAUUGAGAACUGUGUUAGGAAAUAUCAAGGAGGCAAAAGUGCAUCUGACUUCAUUUGCCGUUUCACUUAAUUCUAUUCGGGGGAAACUAAAUUGUGGGUUUAAUAAUACAGUAUAUUUUAGUAACUGAAUACUUGAAGAGGAAAUCCUGUAGUCCCUCCAAAGGCACCUUAAUGAUACAAUUACUCUUUUAAACUAUAGACUAAGAUUAAUUGGUCCUAAAAACAUUGUCAUGUUGGUAUGUUGAUAAACCCGGUUUAAUAUAAAAAUAAAUGUUUUUUUAAAAUUCA
This is a messenger RNA of Podarcis muralis (Common wall lizard), 3236 nucleotides long. Lineage: Eukaryota; Metazoa; Chordata; Lepidosauria; Squamata; Lacertidae. The record is from RefSeq and is a predicted model, not a curated record.